Molecule: messenger RNA, 1106 nt
Organism: Nicotiana attenuata
Lineage: Eukaryota; Viridiplantae; Streptophyta; Magnoliopsida; Solanales; Solanaceae
Product: probable BOI-related E3 ubiquitin-protein ligase 2
Exons: 4
Coding region: 59-874 (271 amino acids)
Molecular function (GO): ubiquitin-protein transferase activity
Source: RefSeq, a predicted model, not a curated record
GCCAUUCUUCUCCAUCUUCAGAAUUAUCACAGCGCAUCCGCCAGAGAAAACUGCAAGAAUGCCUCCCAAGCACGGAUCGGCUCCUUAUUCGGAUGCAAGGAAUUCAAAGAGAAAGAUGAAAGAAGUGAUGGUGGAUCCAACUCCGAAUUUGUUUCCUGUCCCCAUUGCUGCGCCUAACCAACCACUUCCUUCCCAAUUCACUUCCCAGCCUUCUGAACCCGACAAUUUGGACAGGUUUUUGACUAGGCCUUUUACGUCCUACACUGCUUUAUUAACUGAAGCAGAAGAAGAUUAUGGCCCGGCUAGUCUCCGUCGCGUGCAGGACCAAAUCGAACAGACAACCAAAGCCCACGCUGACCAAGUGAGGAAAAUGUUGUUUGAUGUUUGGAUGCGGCACUACAAGAACAUAAUGAACAGCGCGUACGAGGAGGCAAGCACAAAACUGAAGGAGAAAGAGGAGGAACUAAGGCAAGCGAAGAUGAGGAUAGCCGAACUGGACGCGGUCGUCGGUCAACUGACCUACCAGGGACAGUUUCUACAGAACAGAGUUCGAACCUUGGAGAAUCAGAAUGCUGGAAUGAGAGCAGCUUUCCAAGAUGCUACUUUACGUGGUGCUUUCAAUGUUGGUGCAGGCGCCAGGCUCAGCGGCCCUGAGGCGCCGUUGCAAGAGGACGCUGAGUCCUCUUUUGUUGAUCCACAUAGAGCUGAACCAGGGAAAAUUGGGCCAUGUAAGGCCUGUGACAAAGAAGAUGCAAAGAUGAUGAUAUGGCCAUGUCGCCAUGUUUGUCUCUGCGCAAAAUGUGCUGCUGCUGCGAGUGCCUGCCCUAUUUGUAGCGUUCCCAAGUUUAAUAGCUUCGAAAUCAUAAUCCCUUAAGUGGCCUUAAUAUGGUCUCAUCCCUCCGCUUUCCUAUCAAGGAGUUAGAAUAAAACGAGAAACAGCCUACUCUUAUUUGCUUAAUUAAGACUUAUAUUUAUUUGGGUUUGUAAUAAUGUUUACUCCAUUUGCUACUGCUGUUGUUGGAGGUUUAAAGAUUCUAUUUUGCUUAAUUAUUGGAUGAAUGUACUAAAUAUAUUUUAUGGAUUAAUGUUAUUGGUUCAGAGUUUGA